Penicillium subrubescens is the source of this 7426-nucleotide messenger RNA. RefSeq lists its product as uncharacterized. Gene Ontology annotation, molecular function: fatty acid synthase activity; 3-oxoacyl-[acyl-carrier-protein] synthase activity; oxidoreductase activity. The transcript is spliced from 15 exons. NCBI's taxonomy places the organism in Eukaryota, Fungi, Ascomycota, Eurotiomycetes, Eurotiales, Aspergillaceae. The record is from RefSeq and is a predicted model, not a curated record. Gene Ontology annotation, biological process: secondary metabolite biosynthetic process; fatty acid biosynthetic process. The coding region runs from base 107 to 7426 and encodes 2439 amino acids.
UGGAUUUUGUAGAGAUUGAGAAGUGAUUCAAAGGCCUGUCUUCUCCAAGGUACGGAGACAACGGCACCGAUUGUAAGGCAAUUCAACACUGGUACACGCUGUCAGCAUGGGCUCUACUACCGUUCACGGAAUUGGGGAAUAUGGAUCUCAUCCUAUUGCCAUAGUCGGCAUGUCGAUGCGGUUGCCAGGAGGUGUGCGCUCUGCUGCGGAUUUCUGGCAACUGCUGAGUGAAGGACGUGAUGGAAAUUGCGUUGUCCCAAGAUCGCGGUAUAACGAGGAGGGAUUCUACUCAGAGACUGGUGCGCAUUCAGUAAGAAUGCGACGCGGCUACUACCUCGAGGAAAACUUGGAGACAUUAGACACUUCCUUCUUUGACAUGGAGGGGCUACAGCCUUCUCGGAUGGACCCGCAGCAAAAGAUGCUUCUCCAGGUGGUAUGGGACUGUCUCGAAAAUGCUGGGCAGGUCGACUGGCACGGAAAACCUAUCGGUUGCUUUGUCGGCACGUAUGGAGGAGAUUGGGAAGAGAUAGAAGUCAGAGACUCUCAAAAUGCACACAACUUUCAUAUGAUCGGACAUGGAAAGUUUUCACUUGCCAAUGUGGUUUCCUACGAGUUUCAUUUCAAUGGCCCUAGUAUGACAAUCGAAACCGGCUGCUCGUCUUCCAUGGUUGCUCUGAAUCAGGCAUGCAAGGCUCUUCUGAUGGGAGACUGCUCUGCGGCUAUUGUAGCUGGAUCCAAUCUGAUCUUCACACCUACAGUCGGAAUGCAUGGCUCGGGCCUCAGCGUUUUCUCUCCAUCCGGCAUAUCUAAAUGUUUUGAUGCUUCCGCAGAUGGAUACGGAAGAGGCGAAGCUGUCAAUGCAGUUUUAAUUAAGCAUUUAGAUGAUGCAUUGAGGGAUGGAGACCAGAUUCGAGCUGUCAUUCGAUCAUCUAUGGUCAAUUGCGAUGGUCGAAGCCCGGGAAUCACCACGCCUUCUGCCGAGGCACAGGAAAGGUUAAUACGGGAAACAUACAAGCGAGCCUUGAUCAGUGAUCUUUCGCAGACUGCCUUCAUUGAGUGUCAUGGCACCGGUACUUUGGCAGGUGACCCAAUUGAAUGCUCCGCGAUAGCCAAGACCUUCCUCAAGGAAAUAUAUAUUGGCUCGGUCAAAGCCAAUGUUGGUCACUCAGAAGGAGCAUCAGGACUCACAAGUCUCAUAAAAGCAGUUCUUUCGCUGGAGAACAGGCUAAUUCCACCUAAUAUCCACUUCCAUCAACCGAAUCCACGAAUUCCUUGGCACAAUGGACGUCUUCGUGUUCCUCAAAAACUUACUGAGUGGCCAAAGAAUCGAAAGGAGAGGAUUAGUGUCAGCAAUUUUGGAAUUGGUGGCUCAAAUGCACAUGUAAUUCUUGACUCGUUCUCAUCUUUAAUGCCCAACUCUGUUCUUGAAGAUGAAGUGAAGGAAACAACGCCCCGGCUGCUUGUUGUUUCUGCAAAAAGCCAAGAAGCCCUGUUAAGUCGAGAGCAGAGUCUUCUGAAGUACAGGAGCCUGCAUCCAAGUCGUCUGAGCGAUCUCGCAUAUACCCUUGGUGUUCGUCGCGAACAUCUUUCCCAUAGGGGCUUCUUGGUCAAUAAGAACGGUAUAGCGCCGGAGAUGGGAGCAAUCAAGCAUUCCAUUGCCGGUCGGGCUCCUGACCUGACUUAUGUUUUCACGGGCCAAGGAGCCCAGUGGGCGGGAAUGGGCAGAGGAUUAAUGAAAACCUUCAGAAGCUUCCGAGAUAGUAUUCAGUCCCUAGAUAUUGUUUUACAAACCUUGAAAAGGCCUCCAUCGUGGAGUUUAGAAGUCGCACUUGCGGAGGACAAUUCUGAUCAAAUUAACACGCCUCAGCUUUCCCAAACUCUGUGUUGUGCAUUGCAGAUUGCGUUAGUGAAUCUCCUAAGUGAAUGGGGCAUCAAACCCGCGGCAGUUAUCGGCCAUUCGAGUGGUGAGAUCGCAGCUUCAUAUGCUGCGGGGGCAAUCACAGCUGAGUCUGCGAUUGCUUUAAGCUACUACCGUGGUCUGCUGGUCGACGAAGUGGGCAGUGAGGGAGCAAUGGCCGCCGUUAGCCUGGGCCGGGUGCAAGUGGCAUCGUAUCUACGAGACGGUGUUGUCAUCGCAUGCGAAAAUAGUCCCAACAGCGUCACUCUAUCUGGAGAGCCCCGUCAAGUGGAGGAGGUGAUCAACAAGAUCAAACCAGAUUUCCCAGAUGCACUGUGCAGAAUGCUGCGUGUCAAUAGAUCAUAUCAUUCAGGUUCUAUGACCGCCGUCGGCAAGGUAUAUGAGACCAGCAUUCGACCCUACAUCAUGACACGGGAUAAAAUGAUCCCAAUGUAUUCCAGUGUGACUGGGCAAAUUAUCGUCGACCCGAAACAACUCCACUCCAACUAUUGGGUUCAGAAUCUUGUGUCUCCCGUCCUGUUCUGGGGCGCUGCUGAGUCCAUUAUGCAGGAUCAUGCUGGGUCAUUCUUCUUGGAAAUUGGACCGCAUUCCGCUCUUGCAGGACCUCUUCGCGACAUUCACAAAGCGUUGGACGAUGUGAAGCAAGAGGUGUCAUAUGCCUCCUGCCUCAUUCGCGGCCAAUGUCAGGUGACGGCUCUCCUGACGGCAGCAGGCGAGUUAUUCCUAGGGGGCAUCCAGCCAAAUUUCGAGGCAAUUAACGGCCGCGGGAAACUUCUCACUGAUCUUGAUCCUUACCCCUGGCAAAGUGGAGAAGUUGAAUGGUCUGAGAGCCGAGUAACUCGAGAAUGGAGGCGCCGCAAGUAUGCCCACCAUGAGCUUUUAGGUUCUCGAGUCGUCGAAUCGACGCAGAUUGAGCCCUCUUGGAGAAACAUGCUCCAUAUUGACGACGUUUCCUGGCUUUGGGAUCAUCGCAUUGGAGGGUCGACGGUCUUCCCUUGCGCCGGAUAUAUCGUUAUGGCGGGUGAAGCCAUGCGCCAGAUAACCGGGUCCGACAAGUAUCGCCUAAGAAACCUUCGCAUGUCUAAGGCAUUGACGCUCGACGAUCGUGGCCGAAUAGAAGUUGUGUCAAACUUCCGACCAGCUCGACCGACUGACGAGCCUGGCUCGGGUUGGUAUGAAUUUUCAAUUUCAAGCUUCCGGAUGGGUUCAUGGGUCAAACAUUGUACAGGACAAGUGCGAAGCGAAGCGUCCUCUCCGACUCCACGAGAUAUCAGGGGUCUACCAAGAUCUGUAACUUCUCAUUCUUGGUACGAAAACCUGAAGGAGCGAGGAACCGAAUAUGGGCCAAAAUUCAGGCUGCUCCAGCAUAUAUCCGCUCACCCGACACAUCUUUCAGCGACUGCCAGCUUAGAAAGAGAUGGGUCUUCUGAUACCGUUGAUGCUCCUAUCAUUGAUCAGUGUCUGCAACUCGUAGCAGUUGCCAUGUCCAAUGGUUUGUCUCGAAAGUGUGAUGGUGUAGGAAUGCCUGUGUAUAUUCAAGAAGUCUUCGUUGGCAAGGCGGGACCCGACAUGUUUCUCGAAGCUAACGCAGCUGGAACAUCUCUAGGGAUGACCUCUGGUUUUGCAUGGGCACAGUGGGGGGCCGAAGUGGGAAUCAAAAUUGAUGGCGUCGAGUUUAUGGGCUUUGAUGAAGGAUCGCCUGGAGAUGAAGAUCAGAAACUGUGCACCAAUCUGAUGUGGGCCCCAGACGUGGAUUUUCUGCCAAAAGGGUGUAUUUUCACGCCUUCCAAACCAUCGAUGUCUACAUUUGAUGAGACUUAUGCUCCACGACAACAAUUCUUUGACAUGUGCAUCAUUGAAACUGCACGGCUAAUCGCUGAUUUGGAGCCAGCCUCAGAGUACCUGCGCAAGUACCAAAAUUGGAUGGCUACAAGAUCCUCUGAGAUCCUCAAGAAUAUCCAUUCCAGUGUGUCAUCUGAAGACAGAGAGUUCUUACAAGUGUCUCGAGAUGGCUGGACCAACAUACUGUCAAGGCUGAAGUGGCAGAUUGAUGAGACCAUGCCACUCAGUAAACAUUUCGCUGAGCUUUCGCUUGCUGUCUUGGAAAGUUGCACGGACAUCGUGCAGGGUAGAUGCCAACCUUUGGGUCUGCUGAUGGAAAAUGAGAGAUUAUCGCAGCUUUACAACACUGGCACCAGCAGAAAUUACGAGGAAUUCUUGAGGCUCCUAGGGCACUCUCAACCCGACCUUCAGAUCAUUGAGAUUGGAGCGGGCACGGGAGCGACAACAGCAAGAGCCCUACAUUGCCUCCAUCCUGAAGGAGUGGUCCGUCAGUAUUCUCGCUACGUAUUUACUGAUAUUUCUUCUGCCUUUUUCCAGCCAGCAAUGGAACGAUUCAAAGGAUAUGAAGGUGUUGAAUAUGCGGUCUUGGAUAUCAGCCAGCCUCCUGUGGACCAGGAGAUCCAACCCGCAAGUUUUGAUUUAGUCAUUGCGUCAAAUGUACUUCAUGCAACAUGCAGCAUACAAGAGACUUUGAAAAAUGUCAAUUCUCUCCUCAAACCUGGGGGACGAGUCUUGAUCGAAGAAAUUUGCACUGAGGCCCAACCAAUAGACUUCAUCAUGGGUGUGCUCCCCGGCUGGUGGAUAGGUGAAAACGACAACCGUAUCGACGCACCGUAUAUUUCGGUAGAUCGUUGGCACACUGAGCUUCGAGAAGCCGGAUUUGAGAAUGUCCACUCGGCCCCGGGCGAAGCGGAGAUCUACAUGACCUCAAUACUAGCAUCUCUUCCUCCGCCAUCAUAUAGCAAAGAAAGUACAGUCAACAUGCUCUACAAUUCGCAGAGACCUCAAUGGGCAAUGGGCGUUGCUGAAAAGAUAGAGGCUAUGGGCUACCCAAUUCGUUGGUGUACGAUUUCAGAGCCACCUCCUACCAACGAAGACGUCAUCUCUUUCUUGGAUAUCGAAGAACCCUUUUUGUAUUCCUUGACGAAAACUGAACUUACCCAACUGCAACAGUACCUUUCGUCAUGCACAUCCACCCGUGUUCUGUGGAUGACUCGCAGCUCCCAAAUGCGCUGUCAAGAUCCCCGUUAUGGUUUAACUCUAGGUUUUGCGCGGACAAUGCGCAUGGAAUACGAAAUGGACUUCGAUACAAUUGAGGUGGACGACUUCGAUCAAACUUCGGAGGGUGCCGUCGUCGAGAUCUACAAGAAGUUCCAACAACAGCGAUUGCGAGAGGAUGAAACACUGGAUCAUGAAUAUGCUAUCCAGGGUGGAGUGAUUUAUAUUCCAAGAUACCACUGGAGUAGUUUGCCUGAGAAUCUUCUCGAGGAUCCUUCUCCGGCAGGUCCAAAGACCCUUUCAGUUGAGCAGCCUGGGAUUCUGGACUCUUUCAAGUGGAUCGAGAAUGAGUUGCCCCUUCUAGGAAAGGAUGAUGUGGAGAUCGAUGUAAAAUUCGUGGGCCUCAACUUCCGGGACCUGAUGAUGAGCCUGGGAAUGUUGCAAGGCAAGAGCGAUAUUGGAUUAGAGGGAAGCGGAGUGGUUCGACGUGUUGGAAGUAACGUUUCACAUGUCCAUGAAGGAGAUCAAGUGGUAUUUCUGGCUUCGCCGGCUUUCAGUACCCGUGUCGUUGUUCCAGGAGCUUUAGUCGUCGCGUUACCUGCUGAGCUUCCCUUGGAUCAAGCUGCCACCAUCGGGUGUGCAUAUACUACCGCGGCGUACUGUUUGCUGAACGUGGGACGACUGCAAAAAGACCAGUCGGUGUUGAUUCACUCUGCUGCUGGUGGAGUAGGAAUCGCAUCCAUCAUGCUCUGUCAGAUGCUCGGUGUACAGAUCUUUGCUACGGUCGGCAAUCAAGAAAAGGCACAACAUCUCACUGAAACCUUUAGAAUUCGAAAAGAGCAUAUCUUUGACUCUAGGAGUACUUCCUUCGCGCCGAACCUGCUAAAGAGAACUCGAGGCCGAGGUGUUGACCUGGUCCUCAAUUCUUUGGCAGGAUAUCUCUUGCUCGCAUCAUGGGAAUGUGUAGCUGAAGGAGGUAUGAUGGUGGAAAUUGGUAAACGCGACUUGAUGGGUCAUGCUAUGCUGCCCAUGGAUCGGUUCCUUGCCAAUAGAUCAUUUGUGGGAGUGGACAUUCUUUCCCUCGCCAAAUCACGACCUCAGGUCGUACUAGAGUGUUUGAAAACAGUCUCGACCCUGUUGGCCAAGAAAUCCAUUGAGCCUAUUCGGCCGAUGCGUGUCUUUGCAGCCGGUCAAAUCACUGACGCAUUCAAGUAUAUGCAAGAGGGGAAGCACAUGGGUAAAAUCGUUGUUGAAAUGCCAGAUGAUGCCAGUUCACUUGCCAUGACCAAAACACCAGCACAAAUAUCUUUUUGCGAGGACGGCGCCUAUCUUCUGGUCGGUGGUCUAGGUGGCCUGGGCCGUGCAGUGGCGCAAUGGAUGGUUGAAAAUGGUGCCAGGAACCUCAUUUUCCUUUCCCGUACGGCCGGAGAUGAUGAUAGUGAUUCAAAGUUUGUCUACGACCUCGAGUUGCAAGGGUGCCAUCCCCUCUUGAUCCAGGGUGAUGUCGCUAGCCUGGCGGAUGUCAAAAAGGCCGUCACUGCCAGCGGCAAGCCGAUGAAAGGAGUCAUCCAUAUGGCGAUGCUCAUGAAGGACUCUCCCUUCUUUAGCAUGACGCACGACCAGUGGACAGAAGCAUUGCGCCCCAAAGUCGAUGGAGUGUGGAACCUGCACGAAGCCUUGCGCUGUGAAAAUCUCGACUUCUUCGUCAUGUUCAGCUCCGUCGCAGCAGCAGCAGGCUCUGCUGGACAAGCAAACUAUACUGCAGCCAAUACCUUCCUCGGUGCCUUCGCACGUUACCGCCAGUCUUUGGGUUUAGUAGCGUCUGUCCUCGAUGUUGGUUGGAUCACCGAUGUCGGCUAUGUCAGCCAACGUCCCGAGCUCUUGGACGUGAUGCGGUCCAAAAGCUUCAUUCCUCUCCGCGAGACCCAUCUCCUAGCUGCCCUGCAAUUGCUAUUGUCCCCACCCAAGAUGGUCGAUGGAGCGCCAUCCAAAUUCAGUGAAGAACAUCACCUCUCGAUCGGGUUGGGUCUCCUAUGGACACAAGCUUCCGGUGAUGUACGAUGCAAAGACGCACGGUACCGUCACGACCCAGCGGUAGGAGUUGCACGCCUCCAGCCACGCUCUUCAGAAACCAGUAAUAUCAAAGGUCUUCUUCACGCUGUGGAAGAGAACCCCGACAUUUUAAAACUUGCUCCCACUUUUGAUCUUCUCACCAAGGAAAUGGCACUUUUGAUGGGGCCGUAUUCAGCGGCUGUGAAGAAUGAAGAUUGGGCGGCUAUGGCCGAAAUUUCGGUCGACUCGCUGGUAGCUGUGGAGGCUCGAGCAUGGUUGAAGCGCAAUCUUGAGGUAGAGCUUGGCCUUGUUGACAUCGCAACGGCAGGUACUGUUCACGGUGUUGUUACUCUCACCAUGUCUGCACUGAGCGUGAAAUACGCUGGUAAACGGUGA